Messenger RNA from Telopea speciosissima, 648 nucleotides. RefSeq names its product thioredoxin M-type, chloroplastic-like. Gene Ontology annotation, molecular function: protein-disulfide reductase activity; oxidoreductase activity, acting on a sulfur group of donors, disulfide as acceptor. The transcript is spliced from 2 exons. The record is from RefSeq and is a predicted model, not a curated record. Gene Ontology annotation, cellular component: cytoplasm. NCBI's taxonomy places the organism in Eukaryota, Viridiplantae, Streptophyta, Magnoliopsida, Proteales, Proteaceae. The coding region runs from base 9 to 632 and encodes 207 amino acids.
CGAUCGAAAUGGCGUUGGAGACUUGUUUUCAAGUUAGCACCAUGAGUAGAUCAGCAGCUUCAUGUUGUGUUCAUCUAAAAAAGAAAAAUGCUCAUCAUCAUCACCACUACUCAUUUGUCUCCAACAACAAGGAGAAGUUCAAUUUGCCAACAUGUAAGGGAUUGAAGAACCUCUCUGCAACAAUCUCUGGUUUAUCAUCAUCACCCUCUUCUACUUCUUGGCCUUCCUCCUCUUUUUUAUCUCCUUCUGUGGUGGAUCACAGAUGCCUCAGAUCCCGCAUUGUCUGCAAAGCCCGAGAAGCCGUCGAUGAAGUUGUGGUGGUGACAGAAACAAGCUGGGAAAAUGAAGUGAUUGCAAGUGAGAGGCCAGCUUUGGUGGAGUUCUGGGCACCUUGGUGUGGACCUUGUCGGAUGAUUGCACCAGUGAUUGAGGACUUGGCCAAAACAUAUGCCGGAAAGAUUGUUUGUUACAAGGUCAACACUGAUGAUUGUCCCAACAUUGCCACUAAGUAUGGUAUCCGGAGCAUCCCAACCGUCUUAUUCUUCAAGAAUGGUGAGAAGAAAGAGAGUGUUAUUGGUGCUGUGCCACUCUCUACCUUAACUGCUGCUAUAGAGAAAUAUUUGGAUUCAUGAGAACAUGAACAUGGAU